This is a messenger RNA of Protopolystoma xenopodis, 414 nucleotides long. The record is from the annotation of a GenBank genome assembly. Lineage: Eukaryota; Metazoa; Platyhelminthes; Monogenea; Polystomatidea; Polystomatidae.
AUGCCCAGACUCGACCUCUUUUAUCCGCUGCCAGUUCCCAUUCUUCACUCGCACUCUUUCACCAUCGACCACUGCCACCGUCAGAAUUAUGCCCAACCGAGGGAGUACAGUGCCCCAGAGCCAUACCUAAAAUACUGGACAUUCAGACUCCGUCAGGAAGGGCUUUCUGUAUCUCCAUUUCGCCGGUCGAUCGAGACUCAGACUGGCAAGAUUGUCUUUAUUAUGUCUUCCCGUCAUUUCGAUACUCAAUUCUGCAUUAUUAAUUCUGACGCAAUUAGAGUUUCACACCCCGUUGCAUCAUAUGAUGAGCACAAGUCUUGUACCCUCGAAACACUCUGGCCAUGGAGGAACAACUUGACAAGACUCUAUCCUCGUGUUUCUUCUAACUCUCUCUAUUAUCCUCGGCUUUGUUAG